Equus quagga is the source of this 1891-nucleotide messenger RNA. RefSeq names its product N-terminal Xaa-Pro-Lys N-methyltransferase 1 (gene NTMT1). Gene Ontology annotation, molecular function: N-terminal protein N-methyltransferase activity. NCBI's taxonomy places the organism in Eukaryota, Metazoa, Chordata, Mammalia, Perissodactyla, Equidae. Bases 636 to 1307 code for a protein of 223 amino acids. Gene Ontology annotation, cellular component: cytoplasm. The record is from RefSeq and is a predicted model, not a curated record. The transcript is spliced from 5 exons.
GCGCCGGUAGAGGGGAGGCCCGGCCCCCAACUGCCCGGGCGCCCAGGCCCCGGCCCGUCACGUGACCCGGGCGCCAGCCGGCGCGGCCGCACGUGCGCGCCCGGGGGCUCCGCGAGCCGGACCUGGGCCGGGGUAGGGGUAGAGGAGGAAGGCUGAGGCCCCCAGCGCCUGGGUGGUCGCUCCCCCACGCCGGCCCCCGGGCCGCAGCAAGUCCCUUUCCCUCCCUGAGCCUCAGUUUCCCCUCUGAGAGACGGGGGUAAGGAGAGCACCCGCUCGGAGCGUGAGGGUGAGGAUUCAGUGCAGUGCCCAGUUCCGAGCCGACACAGGGUAGCGCCCGUUGCAUAGGAGUUGCUAUCGGAUUUCACCUUGGACCCAGCCCCAGGAACGGCCCGACACAGGUGCCGCUCAAAAGACAGCUGGCCGCCGAGAGCCCUUGGAGCCAAGAGCACCCUGCCAUUCUCAUCUGUGCAGCUGCUCCCGCACAGAUCCAGGGAACAGCCCUGUCCAGCAGGCUUCGAGAGGGAGAAGGGGACUUCAGGUAGGCUCUUGCCUCCUCUUGCUGCCAGGCCGCUUCUUAGAGCAGGAGGUGCCGCUGCUGAGUUGGGUGCCUGAGCAGAGACGUGGCUGGUGACAGCAUGACGAGCGAGGUGAUAGAAGAUGAGAAACAAUUCUAUUCGAAGGCCAAGACGUACUGGAAAGAAGUCCCGCCCACGGUGGACGGCAUGCUCGGGGGGUAUGGCCACAUCUCCAGCAUCGACAUCAACAGCUCCCGGAAGUUCCUGCAGAGGUUUUUGAGGGAAGGCCCAAACAAGACGGGAACCUCCUGCGCCCUGGACUGCGGAGCCGGCAUUGGAAGGAUCACCAAGAGGCUGCUCUUGCCGCUCUUCGGAGUGGUGGACAUGGUGGACGUGACGGAGGACUUUCUGGUCAAAGCUAAGACCUACCUGGGGGAGGAGGGCAAGAGGGUGCGGAACUACUUCUGCUGCGGGCUCCAGGACUUCAGCCCCGAGCCCAGCUCCUACGACGUGAUCUGGAUCCAGUGGGUGAUAGGCCACCUGACCGACCAGCACCUGGCUGAGUUCCUGCGGCGCUGCAAGCGGGGCCUGCGCCCCAAUGGCAUCAUUGUCAUCAAAGACAACAUGGCCCAGGAGGGCGUGAUCCUGGACGACGUGGACAGCAGCGUGUGCCGGGACCUCGAGGUGGUCCACAGGAUCAUCCGCAGUGCGGGCCUCAGCCUCCUGGCACAGGAGCGGCAGGAGAACCUCCCCGAUGAGAUCUACCAUGUCUACAGCUUGGCCCUGAGAUGAGCGGGGGCUGGCAGGAGAAACCGAGGGACCAGUGGGGGUGGGGGGAGCUGGCUGCCGGGCGAGACCCAGAGGCUCCACGUUGGUGGUUUGGGAGUGUUGAGUGAGGCCACCAAAUAUACCUGUCUGCUGUUCACUCACUAUACAGGCUUUUUUAAAAAGGCAUAAUGGGGCCUAGCGGGGAGGGGUGUGGCUACGGGGCAGUGAGGCGGUAGCCUGGCUGUGCAGCCCCCAGAGGCGAGGCCUGGGCAGGGAAGCCCUGCAUAGAAAUAGGCCGACGGAUCACCUAUGGCCUCGGGCCUGGCGGCCUUAAGAGCAGCAGAGCCCUUAACGUGGCUGUGCAGGACUUGACCUCGGGGGGCCGGGCCGGGCGCUGCGAGCCUGCUGUCUCCUGCAGCUGGGGGGGGCGUUCGUGUUGAGUCCUAUUUGGUGAGGGGGCUCUGGUGACCUCAGUGAUCAUCACGACAGCCUGCAGCAUGGGGAGAGGUCUGUUUCCUCACUCUUGGCUGUGCCUGAGGCUCCUCCUUGGUGGGCAUUUUCAAUCAAAAUAAAAGGUGACCCCUGUGCCGUGAAGGCCCGAGCCAGUC